GAUGGGGAAAUCAGAUAGACAUCAAUCGAGUAAUUAACAUGAAAUGACGGGCUUUUCUCGCUGCUUACCGACUGACUGAGGAUUCAGUAUUGGCUUGAGCUCCAACAGACAACGAUAAAGAUUUGUGUAUCAUUUGUAACACUGGAUAGCUCCUGUUGGAAGAAGACCAAUAAGUUAUCGUGCGCAUUGUGCCCGGCGUCUCCAGUUGAAGCAGCAUCACCACCACAUAUUCACAGAGUAACACUUUCAGCAACAACAUACAGAUACUUGAGGUCAUACUUCGGUUUUGCUGUUGGCCCCGUUCUUCUAUUUAGCAGAAGAUGUACGGUAGUGCCCGCUCUGUUGGCAGAGGGGAUGCCAACCAUAGUGGAGGUAGAGAUGGAGGUGGUACUGGCAAUCAGGGAUCUAGCCGUUCCCCUCGCCUUCCCCGUUCUCCUCGGAUGGGACACCGUCGCACCAACAGCACCGAAGGCAAUGGAGGAGGUCCUGGAGGAGGAGGAGGCAAAACCCUUUCCAUGGAAAACAUCCAGUCCCUCAAUGCAGCGUAUGCCAACUCAGGACCAAUGUACCUGAGUGACAAUGAGGUUGCCAUGGCAGGUGACCACAUUCCCAAAAGUGGUGUGACAGUCACGACCAUGGGGAGACAUAGGGUGACAUACGGGUCAAGGGGCAACAGCAGUGGAGUUGUGGCUGCUAGCACCCCCAACAUCUCCACCUUAGUGCCUGGCAAUGCUCUGCUGCCAGCAGGCAUGAUGGCAGGUGAUGCUCUCGCUUUUGGGGACCACCACAUGGCUUCCACUGUGCCCCACUCUCUAAGGCAGGCCAGAGAUAACACCAUACUGGACUUGCAGGCCCAACUGAAAGAGAUUCUGCGUGAGAAUGAGAUGCUGCGGCGAGAGGUGGAGGUUAAGGAGAGCAAGCUCAGCUCCUCCAUGAAUUCUAUCAAGACCUUCUGGAGCCCAGAAUUAAAAAAGGAGCGAGCUCUCAGGAAAGAUGAGGUUUCCAAGAUCACAGUCUGGAAGGAGCAAUAUCGCGUGAUUCAAGAUGAAGCACAGCAUCUCCAGAUGACUGUUCAAGCUCUUCAGGACGAACUGAGGAUCCAGAGGGACUUGAAUCAGCUGUUUCAGCAAGACCCCGCCCUCCAAGGCCGGGACCUGGCCCUCGCCUCUGAACCCACGGAGGAGAACUACCGGCGACUAUAUGCGGAGCACGAGAGGCAGGCCAAAGAGCUCUUCCUCCUAAGAAAGACCCUCGAGGAGAUGGAGCUCAGGAUUGACACGCAAAAGCAAACUCUGGGAGCCAGAGACGAGUCUAUCAAGAAACUUCUGGAGAUGCUGCAGAGCAAAGGGCCGUCUGCCAAGGCUUCAGAGGAGGACCAGGAGCGGACCAGGAGACUGGCUGAUGCAGAGAUGCACAGGCAUCACCUUGAGAGUUUACUGGACCAGAGAGACAGGGAGAUUAAUGCACUCAGAGAGGAGCUGCACCGUCGAUUCGAGGGAACCCCUGAGUCCACAAAAACUAAGGCUCUGCAGACUGUCAUCGACAUGAAGGAUGCAAAAAUGAAUUCCAUGGAGCGUGGCCUGCGGGACAUGGAGGAGGAGCUGCUCAUGCUGAAAUCCAAUGGCCUGCUGAGCUGUGAGGAGCGGCAGGAGGAGAUGAAGCAGAUGGAGGUCUACCGCAGCCACAUGAAAUUCAUGAAGAACAAGAUAGAGCAGGUGAAGCAGGACCUCUCCAGGAAGGACACCGAGCUGCUUGGUUUGAGGACCAAGCUGGAGACGCUCACCAACCAGUUCUCAGACAGCAAGCAGCACAUCGAAGUCCUCAAGGAGUCCCUCACUGCCAAAGAGCAGCGAGCCGCCAUCUUACAGACGGAGGUGGAUGCCUUGCGCCUGCGCUUGGAAGAGAAGGAGUCCACUCUGAAUAAGAAGAGCAAACAGAUACAAGAAAUGUCAGAAGAGAAGGGCACUCUCAACGGGGAGAUCCACGACCUCAAAGACAUGCUGGAUGUCAAGGAGCGCAAAGUCAAUGUGCUUCAGAAGAAGAUUGAGAACCUGCAGGAGCAGCUGUGGGACAAGGAGAAGCAGAUGAGCAGCCUGAAGGAGAGGGUCAAGUCUUUGCAGGCGGACACCUCCAACACCGACACUGCUCUCACCACACUGGAGGAGUCUCUUGCAGAAAAGGAGCGCAUUAUUGAGCGUCUAAAAGAGCAGCGAGAUCGAGACGGCCGGGAGAAGACGGAGGAGAUUGACAGCAACAAGAAGGAACUGAAAGAGCUGAAGGAGAAAGUGAGCCUACUGCAGGGAGACUUGUCGGACAGAGAGACGUCUUUGUUGGACCUGAAGGAGCAUGCAUCGUCCCUGGCCUCCUCCGGUCUGAAGAAGGACUCCAAACUCAAGAGUAUGGAGAUCGCCUUGGAGCAGAAGAGGGAGGAGUGCCUCAAAGUGGAGAAUCAGCUUAAGAGAGCUCAAAACGCAACCCUGGAAGCUCAGGCCAACACUGAGCUGGCCGAGCACAUUAAGAACCUCGAACAGGAAGUGGCCCGCCACAAGGAGGAUUCUGGGAAGGCCCAGGUUGAGGUGGACCGCCUGCUGGAGAUCCUUCGGGAAAUGGAGAAUGAGAAGAAUGACAAGGACAAAAAGAUCAAUGAGCUGGAGAGGCAGACAAAGGACCAGUCAAAGAAGGUGGCUUCUCUCAAGCACAAGGAGCAGGUGGAGAAAAGUAGGAAUGCUCGACUCAUGGAUGAGGCCAGGAAGAGGGAGGACAACAUGUCUGAGCAGGACGCUCUGCGUCAGAAGUCUGAGCGCAUAGAGGAGCUGGAGGAGGCCCUGAGAGAAAGCGUUCAGAUCACGACGGAGCGAGAGAUGGUGCUGGCACAGGAAGAGGCUGCCAGGUCUCUCCAGGAGAAACAGAAGCACUCACUCAAACCAAUGCAUGAGUCCCACCUCGCCCACUUUAAGUGGUCUAAGAUGGAGGAGCUGCUGGGGGCCAUGGAGAAAGUGAAGCAAGAGCUGGAGUCCAUGAGAGCCAAACUGUCCUCCACCCAGCAGUCUCUGUGUGAGAAAGAGACUCAUCUCUCAACGCUGCGAGUUGAGCGCAGAAAACACUUGGAGGAGGUGCUGGAGAUGAAGCAGGAGGCGCUGCUGGCUGCAAUCAGCGAGAAGGACGCGAACAUAGCCCUGCUGGAGUUAUCCUCCUCCAAGAAGAAGAAGACCCAGGAUGAGGUGGCGCUGCUGAAACGGGAGAAGGACCGAUUGGUGCAACAGCUCAAACAGCAGACUCAGAACAGAAUGAAACUGAUGGCAGAUAACUAUGAGGAUGACCAUCUGAAGACUGCGCCUGACCAGACCAAUCACAAACCCUCUCCAGAUCAGAUGAUAGCCCCUCUUCUAGCCCUGUCCCAGAACCGCAGUAAACUCAAGCUCUACAUCGCCCACCUGACUGACCUCUGCCAUGACCGCGACCCCAGCAUCCUCAGCCAGCUCACGCCGCCCUCUCACUACCACCACAGCGACCCCGACGACUGGGAGGAGGAGCUCCAGAAGAUGAGUGUCGAACAGGUCGAGAGAGAGCUGGAUGUGUGUGAGAAGGAGAGCGGGGAGCUGCAGGAGUACGCCAACUCUGUUCUCCAGCAGAUCGCAGACUACUGCCCCGAUAUCCUGGAGCAGGUUGUCAAUGCCCUGGAGGAGUCGUGCUGACACCUCUGACCUCGGACACAACCUGGCUGACCCCUGGUGUUGUAUAAUAUGUAGCCGGGCCCAGGUGCCCCGACCUCCACUCAAUGAGGCUCCUGGGAGGAGGAGAGUGAACGUGGGCAUCCCGUCUCACCCCGCAGAGCUUUUCCUCUUCGCUCCCCUCCUCCACCCGGGAACAUACUUUCACACCGCCUGUGUGCUUUCCAGUCUCAAGUGUCGCUCUAUAAAAUCGAAUGAGGCGCGUUCACAAACGUCGAAACGUUGUCAAGUCUGGCACUUUGAGCUUAUAUCAGAUGACACACGGCAGUCUCUUUAUUUUAAUGACAGCGGUGGCAGAUGGAGGCGUCUCAGUGGGAAGAGAAGAACUAAAGUACACACCUAAUCACAUCAUCAGGCAUGCAACAGCAAACUGGAGGCUUGCAAAAAGUUAACCGCUCACCCGUAAGCAUUUGGGAAUUCACCAAAAUUCAAUUUUGUCUUGUAGUAUACUUGGAAAAAUAUUGUAGAGCUGUAAGUCUGGGACAGGUGCGUUGGGAGAUAAAGGAUAUGAGAUGAAAGAAGCAACGUUCUGCACAAAGUCUUGGAGUAUACUGCCAACCUUCCUCUCCCGAGACAUAUCUAUUCACAGCAGGAACUGCUAGAUCAAGCACAGUUACCUCACCUUGGAUUCCUCUUGCGUAUCGUUCAAGUAAAGACCAGGGAGCUGCUACAUCGAGAGGGGAGCACAGAGGAGCUCAGUUCAGUGGGUAGAUGAUGGAGCUAUGGAGAAGCUUAUUUUGUAUUGUAGUCAGUGUUCCCUAACUAGUUGGCGGGACUCGCUAGUUAGAAAUACAGCUACCGGUGUCCAGACAUCUGAACACUUUGGAAAUGCCACAUAUGAACCAAAUAUAAAUGCUCUCCAAAUGUUUCUACUCCCGGCGCGGAUCUGUCAUUGUAGCGAGGAUGAAGCUGUAGGAAUGUUUUACUGUGCGAUCUGUGGCUGAGAGGGGAAUCUGACACAGAUCUGAGGUCAGCUUUAAGUUACACAAUGUGCUAAAAUAUCAGAGAGAGGGAGGAGAAACAAAAAAAAGAAGUUAUUCUCCGAGAUGCAUUCAGUUUUCGAUGGUUUUGCACACAACGUCCACUUGUUUAUGAGGUAUGCAAUGUUUCUGUUGAACGUUCUCGUGGCCUUGGAGCAUGAACAGAGAUCAGUACUGGACCUAAUGCAGGGAUAUUUUGUUCCUCUGUUAUAUUGGUGCUAAGGCAUGAUGUAAGAUCCACUGAUCAUUCAGUCUCAUCCAAAGUGUGUGUAGAUGUUACUUAAAGCCCACCUCAUCUGUAGUUUGUCGACUGAAUCACUGAAGAAUUACAAGCGAUGCUUCCAUUUCUUGUAUUUUUCAAAUCAAAAAUGCAAGUGAUUCCUCCCUUUAUUGUAUUUGUUUUAAAUCUUCAGGGCUGAGGUUUUUAAUUACUAAGUGCAUCUACAUUUACAGGAAACAAGUCACUUUUCAGCAGAUUUUGACUCUUUAGAUCAGUUUGUAUAUAACGUGAUAUUUAACGCGUAGUGACUGAUUUCAAGUUAAUUAAGUGGAAUGUGUUGUGCAUUCUUUAAAAAAAAAAAUUCAAAAGUUAAAAGCAGUGCAGUUGUCAAAUGUUGUCUCCAGGACAAAGCGUGUGUGUGUGCGCGUGUGACAGUACUGCCAUAACUCGCGGAAAGUCAUGUUCUAUAGAGAUAUAUAAUACAUAUAUAAAAAUGUUUACUGUAUGGAUAUGCAUUGAAUGUUUGCACAGAAUCUUGAAGAGUGAGCUGCUCUGAACAAAACGUUGAGUUGGUGUCUUCAGCAGAAACUGAAGAAAGUGUCAAAAAAAUCUUGUGUCAAAAAUAACAUGUGAACUAGAAAUGUUUUCAAACCGUGACUGUGUGAUGGGAGAGUACUUUUCUUGCAUUCAUUUUCUAAUCAGCGAAUUGAAAAUAUAUUUUCACCAAAUGGUGAUGUACAUUUCUUUUCUUUUUUUAUCCCGAGAUUCCAGUGUUGUCUUUUUUUCUUCCCGGUUGUGUUAUUUCAAUGUUUUUUUCUUUUGGCUGGUUAAUGUCAAAAGCAGAUUGUGCCUGAUGGAUAAAAAAUAAAGUCUCCAACCACCAUCGCCUUCCUGCUGUUGUAAGAACAUAAUGUGAUGUAAUAAAACUGCAUCUGGAAGUUUUCUAACACUCUCUGUAUAUGGGUGUUUUACUAACAACAAAACAUCCACUGGUUUUGGAAGACAUCAGUCGGAUGACGUCUGUCAUAACUGAGUGGAGACGCAUUUCCCAAUGUCUCGUUACAGCCCACCCCCCCCACCACCACUGGGUUCAGAGAAAGAAGCGAGCCUCUGUUGGUGUUUAAUUCCCCUUACUUUGGCCUGUGUCCCUGCCCUUGCCUUAAUGUCUCGUCAUCUCUCUUUCUCUUCUCUUUAUUGAGGACCACAGGGCUGAUUAAGGGGCAUCUGUCAAGUUCAUGGCAUUUGUUUUUUAGUUUUGCAUUUGUAUAAGAAAUGUACUGCCUUCUGUCUGUUCGUGUUACGAAAUCAAACUGUCAACAGAAAGCAACACAGACAUUUGCGAGUCGUUUGGAUUUUGUAUGUAAAUAAAUAAAUUAUAAGCCUUGA
This is a messenger RNA of Pseudoliparis swirei, 6317 nucleotides long. RefSeq names its product ELKS/Rab6-interacting/CAST family member 1-like. The transcript has 21 exons. Lineage: Eukaryota; Metazoa; Chordata; Actinopteri; Perciformes; Liparidae. Gene Ontology annotation, biological process: maintenance of presynaptic active zone structure; regulation of synaptic plasticity; neuromuscular synaptic transmission. Gene Ontology annotation, molecular function: structural constituent of presynaptic active zone. Gene Ontology annotation, cellular component: cytoskeleton of presynaptic active zone. The coding region runs from base 321 to 3695 and encodes 1124 amino acids. The record is from RefSeq and is a predicted model, not a curated record.